Molecule: messenger RNA, 1512 nt
Organism: Hypoxylon fragiforme
Lineage: Eukaryota; Fungi; Ascomycota; Sordariomycetes; Xylariales; Hypoxylaceae
Product: Metallo-dependent hydrolase
Exons: 4
Coding region: 306-1349 (347 amino acids)
Biological process (GO): adenosine catabolic process; inosine biosynthetic process
Molecular function (GO): adenosine deaminase activity
Source: RefSeq, a predicted model, not a curated record
GCUAGGCGUAUAUUUCGUCUGUAAAAUACAUACGUACAUUCUUCUUAGUAUGUACCUGCUAAUGGGGCGGCGACUGACUAUCUUUUGAAUACGAAGAGAUUGGCUUCCUCGGUUCCCGAACUACCUACUUAGCAAUAUUGAGCCUACAAAGUCGGUCUUACGCAACACAACAUUAAACCAUUCAAAUCUCAUCGGUGAAUGAGCCUAUCUGAUACUCUCAAUCUUUACCUCGGCACCAAUUACUAUAUUCAUAUCAUAAUAGACGGCCACCACAUAUAUAUACCUCGCCUAGUCUGAUGUAAUACAUGAUGGUCCGGGAAUCCGAGUUAGAUUUCAAGUCCAUGCCGAAGAUCGAGCUUCACGCCCAUCUAACCGGAAGUAUCAGCCGACAAUGUUUGCAUGAAAUAUGGCAAGGGAAAAAGGCCAUAGGGGCAACAGACCUCGAGGAUCCGCUUCUUAUAAUGCCUCCAGGUCGACAUGAUUACGAUCUAAAAACCUUCUUCCCGCUCUUCUCGUCGUACAUCUACAACCUCGUCAAUGAUGCCGCGUCCGUCGAGCACUCCACCAAAUCCGUGUUCCGGGACUUCGCGCAGGACGGCGUGGUGUACCUCGAGCUGCGAACGACGCCCCGGGCGAUGCCCUCCGCGGGCCUGGACAAGGCAGGGUACGUGCGGACCGUCCUCCGCGCCCUCGAUGCCGCGGCGCGGGAAACACCCACUCUGCACGCCCGCCUAAUCCUGUCCAUCGACCGGCGCAACACCCUCGCCGAAGCCCUCGAGGUCGUCAGUCUAGCGACCGCGUUCCGCGACCAAGGCGUCGUGGCCAUCGACCUGUGCGGCGACCCGAUGAAAGGCGACGUCUCGCUGUUCACCCCCGCGGUCGAGAAGGCCCGUGCCGCGGGGCUCAAGGUCACGAUCCACUUCGCCGAGGCCGAGGCCAGCGCCAGCGAAGCAGAGCUCGCUACCAUCAUGGCUUGGAUGCCGCAUCGUUUGGGCCACGUGAUACACGUCCCCGAUGCGGUUAAGCGGCAGAUCUCGGCGCGGACGGGUAUUGGGCUGGAGUUGUGCUUGAGUUGCAAUGUUCACGCCAAGAUGAUCGUGGGUAGCUUCGAGGCGCAUCACUUUGGGGAGUGGUGGCGCGUGGAGGGACCGGUUGUCGUGCCCUGUACGGACGACGUGGGCGUCUUCGAGAGUCCGCUGUCAAAUGAGUGGAUGCUCAUCCAGAAGCAUUUCCAGCUACGGCGAGAGGAAGUGUUGACCCUAGCACGGAAGGGGAUCGAUGUCAUAUUCGGAGGAGACGAUGAAAAGGAGAGGUUGAGGAGUAUAUUGUGGCAAGAACGCGCUAGUUAGGUACUGCUGCUCUAUCUUUUAGGUAUAUCCUUUCUUAUCCCAUAUAUAUGCUCUUGUCUUCUUCUAUGAUUAUUUUGAUGCCUAUGCCUUUGGCUAAUGUUGUUCACCUUAUUCGUGAAACUUGCAAAACUCAGCCUUUAUACAAAGUAGGACCUCUUAUCUA